GAUAUAAUUUAGUGCACGCAGUGUGUAUAGUAUUGAGAUUGGUAGAUUAGUAAACUAUGGGGUUGUGCUUGAUCCUGCUAUUACUGUUGUUCACACAGGGAUAUGUGCUACAUGCAGAGAUGUGUCAAAACCGCCCUAUAAACCUAACCAUCAGUCUGCCAUCAAAUCCCAUGCCUCCACUGCUACCACUACCAUCACCAUGUUUGCGAGGAUGCAUGACUCUAAAGUGUGGCCCCAGUGAUGUUACAAUCGCAUAUCUGAAAAAGGAAGAGUUGUGCUAUGUAGAAGCGAUGCUUUCAAAUAAUACGUAUUGCUGUCGGAAGGAGAGGAUGGGGCAAGGAAAUCAAAUGCAGAAUCGAGGAAACAUAACCUGCCAGCUGGCAGGGCCUGAUAUGCAACAUGGAGACAAGAAAAACAGGGACAAAGAAAAUAGUGAUAUGUCAGGCGGAGGUGACCACAAACUAAUAGCCGGCAUCGUUGGAAGUCUGAUAGUACUGUUGCUUGUGGCCAUAUUCGUUGUGCUUCUGGUUCAAAUCUUACGGAAAAGGCGGCAUGGACACACCCCACCAGGUGAAGGAAGUGGAUAUCGCAACAGAGGCACGACAGACACAUACACACACAGAGAGCCCUCUCCUUACGAAUGUCCCGUAAGAGAACCAAAAAACCGAGAUUAUGCUGAGCUUGAGAGAGAACAACCAACCGGCAGUGGCAGCCGAUAUGCCCGAGCAGAAUCUGGACCACCUCUAUGAAGAUGCAGACAAAUACUUUAUGGGUAAUAAUGGUGGGGAUUUUGCUGUCUCUGGUUAUGAACUAACUGGAAAGGGACAAAACGGACAAAGGCCACAGUUCAACUGCAUCAUAACUCCUCCCCCUGAGGAUGACUAUGCCAGUCCAGAUGAUGCAGUGGCCAACAACACGGGAGUGACAGUCGCACCACAUGAAACUGACAGUCAGAAGUCUACUGCAGUUGAGGAACCUCAGACAAAAGAGGUGGAACAACACGACUACGCUUUGUUGGAGAACGACCUCAAUGUAUUGAAAGGCAAUGGAGCAGCAACCGGCAAUAUGGAGGUGGAAGAAGAAGAAGGGGAAAGUGAGACCUCUCCGGUCUCAAUCCCAGACUGAGAGGAUAGUGUUCAUAGUCAUCAACAACAUGACCAACUUUAACACUGAAACCACUCCUAAGGAGUGAUGUGAUUUUUUACGAUGAUCUGUUU
Geodia barretti is the source of this 1217-nucleotide messenger RNA. NCBI's taxonomy places the organism in Eukaryota, Metazoa, Porifera, Demospongiae, Tetractinellida, Geodiidae. The record is from the annotation of a GenBank genome assembly.